AUGUCAAAGUUUUUGUCAUUCCUAUCUAGAAAAACUGAAGAAAAAGUAUGUAUUGUUAUAGGAGGAGGAAUUGCAGGUACUUCUCAAGCAUACUAUCUGGCUUAAAAUCCUAGAAACAGAGUAAUUUUAAUAGAUUAACAUAAGGAAUGCGGGAUGGGUACUACUAGAGGAAAUUCAUGCAUGAUAAUGGUCAAUAAUGCCUUUCCAAAUACCUUUAAACCUCUAUUAGACUUCUUUCCUAAGGGAAUAUUCUUCAAUGAAGUAGUCUAGAAAAUAGAUCUCCCAGCUUUGUUUGAACCCGGAGUAUUCAAAUAUACAUACUACUGGCUAAAAGCAAAUAAUCCUCAUAAUGAUUGUGCUGAGAGUAUGAGACUUAAUCAAUUUAACUUUGACUUGAUAAAACAAAUGAUACAAGAUAAUAAGAUUGAUAAAAAUGAAAUCGAUUAUGAAGAGUACUGCAGCUAUGCUAACCUCUAUUCAGUGAAUAAAGAUAAGAUCUAAAAUCUUAAACAGAAAUUAAAGGCAAACUUUGGACUAGACAAUUUUUACGAGAGAAAAGAUAUAGAAGAAAAGCUUCUUAGCAAGUUUCCCAAUGUCAGAGGGCAAGAAUAGUAUAAUUUAUGUCUGAUGGAACCAUUAGCUAAGGUUGAUUCCUAUAAAUUUUCUAAGGCUAUACACAAAUUACUUUUGAGGAAAAAGAAUUUUGAAUCAUAUUUGGGAUAAGAUGUCAAAUCCUUUUUGCAUGAUGGCCAGCAAGUAAAAUCAUUAAGCAUUUAAUCAAAUUAAUCUGGCAUAAGUAAAGUAAUAAAAGGAGACGAAUUCUAUCUAUGCACUGGACCAUAAACACCUAGUUUACUUGCCAAAUAAUUCCAGAUAGAGAUUCCCAUUGUGCCUGUUAAGGGGUAUUCAUUUGAAUUUAAAUCUCCAACUAAAGGAGUAGAUACUCAUUUAAAAUGGGGUUAAGUCGGAUGUGUUGCUACUUAUUUAAAUAAUGACGUCAUUAGAUUCAGUGGAUUUGGAGACAUUGCUGGUUCUAACUAUUAAAUUGACCAAAAGAGAAUUAACUACAUGAAGCAAAUAGCCUCUAGAUUUUAUGGUGAAGAGCUGAUAAUGACUAAAUCCUUUAAUGAAUGGUGUGGCUUGAGACCGUGCUCUCCUGAUGAUAAACCCAUUAUAGGUAAAUUAAGGCCAUUUACAAAUCUCAUUCUUAAUUCUGGUCAUGGAGGUAGAGGCAUUACUCAAGGCUUUGCAACCUCGAAACUCCUUGCAUAAUUGAAUGAAUAUGAGGGUUUGAAUAAAGAAUAUGAAGACUACUAUUUGAAGCCAUUUAUCUCAAAAUUUAAAAUGGCAAAUGUAUCUGGAUCCCAAGAUGACUAUGAGCAGGAUUUUCAAGAGGAACAGGAGGAAUAAAAUUACGAAGAAGAUUUCGUUAAGGAUGAUGCUAGCUAUGAAUAAGAUUCAUUUCACAAUGAAAGUGAACUAGAAAUAAACAGGAAAUUAGAUUUAAUAGAUGUAAAGUAGCAGAUGAUGAAGAAUCCAAGCAAAAAUAACAAUCUUGAUAGCAGUUAAGCCUCACAAAAAAGUCAAAAUUAAUUAUUCCCCAUUGACUCAAAGCUUAAUACUUCUAAGAGAAAUUUAGACAUUAAUAUUGAAUCAACCAAAACUCGAUUAGCAGAGAAUUAGACAUUGUCAAUAAACAAUGAGAAUGUCAGAUAAACUAUAUAAAUGUUCAAAACUGAUGAAAGUCUUGUCAAUUUACAAAGAAACGACACUGAGAAUUCUUAACAUUAAGUUUACUAAAAUCAAGAUUACUCUGAGCUGGACAAACUGAAAUUGCAAGAACUGACUAUUCUAAACAACUAGGAAGAGGCAGAUAAGGUUAAUCUGCUGGAGGAAUAAGAGAAUCUGAACCCAGACCUAUAGCAGUAGAUUGUAUCUCAUAAUUAGAAAUCUCUGAUUACAGAUAAAAAUCCUAUAGCAAAAAGUAGAGAUGGGAAAGUUUAACCAUUAAAGCCAGUCACAGCAGUUGGAAAACAAAGAAAUCCAUAAUCUGUACACCGAAGUAUGAACUAACUCUAGCAGUAGCAAUCUUUGAAGAAUUAAUAAACUUAGCCGAUCUAAAGUACAUAAACCAAGAAAUUUAUAAACCUAAAUUAAUCUAACAAAAAAUAGCAAGUAACAAGCAGACCUCAGACAUCAAAUGGCUAAACUGCUCAAACAACUACAAAUAAAAACUAAAGAACUUCAUAUUCUAUGAUUAAAAGUGCUAAUAGAAAUACUAGCUCUAAGCCCUUCUCAACUAUGAUUCAAUCUCAAUAGCUUAAUCAACACGCCUAGCAAUAAAUUCAGAACAAUACCACAUAGAAGAUUAGGAUGAUGAAUCAGACUUAAGAUCAAAUCUAUUAAUAGUAAAGAACUUCAACCGGUAAUCAAGUUGGAGUAAGAGAGCGACUCAAGUAAAUUAUUCAAACUAGAAGAAAUACAAGCUAAUCUUAGUAGAGAAUGACAAAUAAUAAUAGUAGAUCAAUAUCUCAGUUGAAAUAUAGUGAUUCUAAAUAAUCUAUGGGUUUCAAGCCAAAACUUGAUUUGAAUAUGAGUUAGAAGUAAGGUGGUGGUGCUGAUCAUGAUACCAGAAUCGGAAGUACUAAAAGAUUCUCAACAGAUUCCUUUAUUUUAUAAAGUCAAAAUAACUAGGGGCAUAACUAGUCAGUCUAAAGAUCAAGGUUGAGUAUGAAUAAACUCACUGGAGCUAAUCAGAACAGACAAAGUUUGAAUUAAUCGAAUUAUACCAACAGGAUAACCUCAGCAGGCUUGAAUAGCACUCGAUCUAACUUCAUUCGAAAGAGUGUUAAUAAACUCCCUUAAGAAAAUCCAACUAGUUCUUAAUCACUCCAACACAAUGUUAAAUCAAUUAAAAUAGCUGACUACUAUAAUGCCGAUCCAAGGGAGAGCUUGAUUCUAAAAAAUGAACUAAAAUCUAGUGCUAGUAAUAAGGGACCUCUUGAUAGAAUGCUUAGAUUAUCUUAGGAUGCAGAAUUCCCAAUUAAAAUCCUUGAUAACAUAAUUGGAGUUGAAGAGUAGCUUUAUGGCUUUAGUUUGUACAAUAGAGGAUAAGAGCUUAAAAAAUCUUUGAUAGAUCCUAAUAAAGUCAGAGAAUAUAUUUAGAAUCAUCAGCAACAUAAGACCCCAGCAAAGUAAAGUUAACGAUAGUCUGAGCUUACUCAUAAUAAAAAAGAUUAAGAUGAUUGGUAGUAGACCCUCAAAUUCUUUAAGGAAAACCCAGCUGCAUUAUUAGAGGCUAUUCCAACACCAAGACAUGAUGAUGAUGAUGACACUGAUAGCUAGUUUAACAGUGCUUUCACACCUAAGAAGAGGUUUGACUUUUAAUUUAAUAAUGGAUCUUCUGCACUUGGAAUGCAUAAAAGAGGUAAUUCUCAGAAGAAUUUAUUGAUAAUGCAACAAGGAACACCAACUUCAAGAAGCAGACUUGCAUCACCUAAAAUUAAUCCUUUGCUAUCAUCCAGAAAACUUGUUUAGAGUGUUAGCAGGACUGGUUUAUAAUUAGGAAACACACAUACUACAACUUUUGGCCAAGAUCUAAGGCCCAGCUCAAGUAGACAAAGUUUGAUCAGAAGUCCAAGUCAAAAAGAUGACUCGUUUUAUAAAUUCAAUAAAGAUUAGGAAAUCAAAAGAAUCUAUGGAGGCAAUGAUAAUUCUGAUAAGUUCAAAUUGUAAUCUCCUUAGAGAAAGAAUAACUUUGAAAAAAAAGAUUUUAGAAUCACGAAAUAACUGAGAAACAUUCAGUCAGCCAAUAACAAGACUAGAGUUUAGCAAGACUAAAAUAGAACAUUCAAUGAAAGUCAUCACAUGAUGAAAGAUCCAGCCUAAGAAAGAAAGCAGUAAAGGUUAAAGCAACUAGAGGAGUAGUAAAAAGCUCACAAUGAAAGGAAAGUAAUGUAAAACAGACUUAAAUAAAAGAUUAAGACUGAUUACUAUGAUACUAAAGAAAACAAGCCAUUAAGUUCAUUCAAGAAUAGUAUUCAGCAUUCAGAGCACAUCUCAUUGGGAAAGACUUUACUGUCCACUCUUGAUUGGAAGACUUCCAAGAUAUACCAAGAAUACAUAAUCCAAAGAAAAAACAACAAACAGAUAUUUGAACAAUAAGAUAACAAAGUUUUCAGAGAGGAUGAGAUAGACUAUGUAAAGAGUAUGAUAGGGGUUAAAGCAAAUGAUCAUUAACAAUAUAACGAAGAAACCAACAGACUAUGCACUCCAUUUAUCUAAAAGGCAUAUAAUACUCUUGAGAUUUUAUUAAGAGAACUGCUUUAAAAUGAUUUCAACUAGGAGCUUGACAAGAUUUAUGUUGAUAAGAGUUUUGGUGGAUCGAUGUUUGAUAAGCUUUAAUAUUUAUUGGAAAGGAUGAGAUCAUUGUUCAGAGUUAGAGAGGAGAUACUUGAAUUUCUAUUCAAAGUUUAUGAAAGAGAGGUAAUUUUGGAAGAGAUGAAAAAAACAGUAAUGAAUAUUAAGAGUGAAAAGGACAUCGAGGAUGAGCUAUUCAUUAAGCCUUCUAGGUCAUAAAAUGGAUUGGGAGAGCAAUCUCACCAUGAAUAAUAAGAAAAGCCCACAAGAGACCGAAUUCAAAAACUUGGUGACAGCCUUGUUGAAUUGACUGAUGAUGUUUAGAAGCUAGUUAAAAAAUUCAUCUAAACUUUCAACAAAUCCAUGGAUUUUGUUAGAAUAGAGCAUUUCGUAUUCGAAGAAGCAGACUAUGAGUUAAUUAGCUACAAGGAAGUUAAGGAAAUUAAAGAUAUUUUUAGAGCCUUUGAUAUCAAAAUAAAAGAUCUCGCAACAAAAAAGAAUUAUUGA
Stylonychia lemnae is the source of this 4866-nucleotide messenger RNA. Lineage: Eukaryota; Ciliophora; Spirotrichea; Sporadotrichida; Oxytrichidae. The record is from the annotation of a GenBank genome assembly.